This is a messenger RNA of Staurois parvus, 339 nucleotides long. NCBI's taxonomy places the organism in Eukaryota, Metazoa, Chordata, Amphibia, Anura, Ranidae. The record is from the annotation of a GenBank genome assembly.
GUCCCUCGGACACAGCAGAUCACUGAUCACGGAAAGAGCCGAAGAUGUCGGCUCCGUCAUGUGAUCAUCUGUGGCACUGAUGAUCAGUGUGCCCUGAUGAUCAGUGUAGCCCCAGCAGUGCCACCUGUCAGUGUCCAUCAGUGCCUCGUGCCAGUGCUCAUCAGUGCCUCAUGCCAGUGCCCAUCAAUGUCACAUAUCAGUGCCCAUCUGAGCUGCCUUUCAGUGUCACCCAUCAGUGCCAGUCAGUACCACCUAUCAAUGCCAGUCAGUGCCGCCUAUCAGUGCGCAUCAGUGCCGCCUAUCAGUGCCAGUCAGUGCCGCCUAACAGUGCCAGUCAGU